Saccharomyces kudriavzevii IFO 1802 is the source of this 1473-nucleotide messenger RNA. It is a transcript of the gene CTR1, whose product is annotated as high-affinity Cu transporter CTR1. Gene Ontology annotation, molecular function: copper ion transmembrane transporter activity. The transcript has a single exon. Gene Ontology annotation, biological process: copper ion transmembrane transport; intracellular copper ion homeostasis. Gene Ontology annotation, cellular component: plasma membrane. NCBI's taxonomy places the organism in Eukaryota, Fungi, Ascomycota, Saccharomycetes, Saccharomycetales, Saccharomycetaceae. The coding region runs from base 1 to 1473 and encodes 490 amino acids. The record is from RefSeq and is a predicted model, not a curated record.
AUGGAUGGUAUGUCUAUGGGCAGUAGUAUGAAUAUGGAUGCAAUGUCUAGUGCAUCCAAGACAGUAGCAUCGAGCAUGGCAUCGAUGAAUAUGGACACCAUGUCCAGUGCCAGCAAAAUCUUGACAUCGAGCAUGGCAUCGAUGAGUAUGGACGCCAUGACCAGUGCCAGCAAAACCUUAGCAUCGAGCAUGGCAUCGAUGAGUAUGAACGUCAUGUCCAGUGCGAGUAAAACAUUAACGUCGAGUAUGGCAUCGAUGAGUACGGACGCCAUGUCCAGUGCCAGCAAAAUCUUGACAUCGAGCAUGGCAUCGAUGAGUAUGGACGCCAUGACCAGUGCCAGCAAAACCUUAGCAUCGAGCAUGGCAUCGAUGAGUAUGGACGCCAUGACCAGUGCCAGCAAAACCUUAGCUUCGAGCAUGGCAUCGAUGAGUAUGAACGUCAUGUCCAGUGCGAGUAAAACAUUAACGUCGAGUAUGGCAUCGAUGAGUACGGACGCCAUGUCCAGUACCAGCAAGACGCUGGUUUCAAGUAUGGCCUCAAUGGCGGGCAUGUCGAUGAGCAGUAGCUCAGCAACAAUGAGUUCGGCCAGCGCACAGGCCACUUCGGAUUCUAGCAUGUCAGAUAUGUCAGGUAUGUCAGGUAUGUCAGGUAUGUCAUCUUCAAGCAACAGUAGUUCUUCCGGGAUGGAUAUGGAUAUGGAUAUGGAUAUGGGAAUGAACUAUUAUUUAACUCCCACAUAUAAAAACUAUCCUGUCUUAUUCCACCAUCUACAUGCAAAUAACAGUGGUAAAGCCUUUGGUAUUUUCUUGUUAUUGGUCGUUGCUGCUUUCGUUUAUAAGUUAUUGCUUUUCGUCAGUUGGUGCCUUGAAGUGCACUGGUUCAAGAAAUGGGACAAGAAAAAUAAAUAUUGUACUUUAUCUUCUGCAAACGACGAAGACGAUGUGAAAAAUUACGGCACGCAAAACAAUUUCGAAAUUCAAGGUUUGCCUAAGCUACCAAAUUUACUAGGUGAAAUAUUUGUUCCUUCCUUAAUGGAUCUCUUCCACGACAUCAUUAGAGCAUUUUUAGUAUUCACCUCCACCAUGAUCAUUUACAUGUUGAUGCUUGCUACAAUGUCUUUUGUUUUAACUUAUGUUUUUGCGGUCAUCACUGGUUUAGCUUUGUCAGAAGUCUUCUUUAAUAGAUGCAAAUUAGCCAUGUUGAAGAGAUGGGACAUUCAAAGGGAAAUUCAAAAAACAAAGAACUGUCCUGGAUUCGGAAACUGCCAAUGUGGCAGGCAUUCCGAACUCACCCCUGAUCGUAUUGCCGUUGCUGACACUACUUCAGCCAGUGACCAAAGUACCCGCUUGGAAAAGAAUAACGGUUCUAACGUUGCAAUUACUGACAAUAACCAAACAACUCCACCAGCACAAAAGGAGGGAUGUAUUUUGUGCCAAAGUCUCGAGGAAAAACCAAGAAAACAUAGAGCGUGA